Molecule: messenger RNA, 1569 nt
Organism: Penicillium longicatenatum
Lineage: Eukaryota; Fungi; Ascomycota; Eurotiomycetes; Eurotiales; Aspergillaceae
Product: putative MFS sugar transporter
Exons: 2
Coding region: 1-1569 (522 amino acids)
Biological process (GO): transmembrane transport; carbohydrate transport
Cellular component (GO): membrane
Molecular function (GO): carbohydrate:proton symporter activity
Source: RefSeq, a predicted model, not a curated record
AUGGCGCCUUACUUUGGUCUUCGUGGAACGGCUUUGAGUCGUGCCAUCAUGUGGCUGGUUGUUUGUCCGGCUUUUCUGACAUAUGGAUACAAUCAAGGUGUUACUGGAGGUCUUUUGACUUUGAAGGCAUUUGCAGAACAAUUCCCUCAGAUGAACACACUCACUACGACGGGCGCUGAAAAACAUUACAACUCUACAAUUCAGGGAACCGUGGUCGCAUUAUACACCGUGGGAGGAAUGUUCGGCUCAUUAUCAUGCAUUCAGUUGGGAGAUAUUCUUGGUCGCCGGCGUAUUAUCUUUAUCACUACCUUCAUCUCACUUAUUGGAGCAGUCUUGAUGGCUAGUUCUUUCUCGCUUGCCCAAUUCAUCGUUGCUAGAUUGGUUCUCGGGUACGGCACCGGAGGAUACGUUGCUACCGUGCCAGUCUGGCAGUCCGAAAUCUCCAAACCCACCAAGCGUGGUGCACACGUCGUUACGGACGGAAUUUUCAUCGGCGCGGGUAUUACCAUCUCCCUCUGGAUCGACUUCGGCUUCUACUUUGUGACUGGCAGCUCAGUCUCAUGGCGGUUCCCUCUCGCCUUCCAGAUCGUCUUGUCCUUGAUCGUCAUGGCGUUUGUGAUGCUUCUCCCCGAGUCGCCUCGUUGGUUGAUUAAGAAGGGGCGUACCGAGGAGGCACGGGCUAUUCUCGCUGCGCUCGCUGAUACCGACGAAAAUUCCGAAGAAAUUACACUUGAGAUCCGCGAUAUUGAAACCUCUCUUGUUCUCUCUGGUUCUGGCUCCUUCAAGAGCUUACUCUAUAUGGGUGAGCAGCGUCUUUUCCACCGCACCGUCCUCGCAGCCUGUGGCCAGGUCUUCCAACAAAUGUGUGGUAUCAAUUUGAUCACUUACUACGCAACAACAAUCUUCCAACAAUACCUCGGUCUAGAUGCAACCAAGUCUCGGAUCCUUGCGGCAUCAAUGUGCCUCACGCAGCCGCUAGGUGGCUUCGUGGCAUACUUCACAAUUGACCGCCUGGGUCGUCGUGUCCUGAUGCUGUGGAGUGCAGCCGGCAUGUCUGUCUCAAUGGCAAUCCUCGCUGGUACAAACUCACUCAGCGACAACACUGCUGCUAUGAUCGCUGCGGUCGUGUUCCUCUUCAUUUUCGAGUUCAUCUUCACCAUCGGCUUCUCUGGAUUGACCUUCCUGUACGCGACUGAGGUAGCUCCAUUACAACUACGAGCAGCCAUUAGUGCUGUUUCCACCACGGCAGUAUGGAUGUUCAACUUCCUUUUGGCGGAGGUUACUCCCGUCGGCUUUGACACCAUUUCAUGGCGAUACUAUAUUAUCUUCGCCGUUCUCAAUGCUGCCAUUGUUCCGAUCGUGUACUUCUUCUUCCCUGAGACUAAUGGAAGAUCACUGGAAGAAAUCGACGAGAUCUUCAUCCAGUCCAAGAGCAUUUUCGAUCCGCCUCGCAUUGCUCGUUCCAUGCCAAAGCUUCAUGUGGCUGACACCCAUGGCGUCGAAGCGGCUGAGAUGGCCAAGGCUACGGACAGUGAUGAGCCCGGUGCGAAGAAGGCUUCCAAGUUCUAA